Molecule: messenger RNA, 966 nt
Organism: Bradysia coprophila
Lineage: Eukaryota; Metazoa; Arthropoda; Insecta; Diptera; Sciaridae
Product: high choriolytic enzyme 1-like
Source: RefSeq, a predicted model, not a curated record
UCCGUAUCAUAAAAGAAGAUAAUUCCUGUACUGGUGACAGGUCUACCUCCUACUACAUCUAAUAAAAUUUUCAAUUUACAAAUUCUGAAACUAAGUCAAUUUGAGCCUUUGUUCCCGAAACAAUUGGUGAUUCAUUUUUAGCAAAAUGAAAAUUUGGAUACUGUUGUUCGGAUUUUUCGUAAGCCAUGGAGCUUCUAUCCCAAUUGGAACAUCGACAAUUGGAAUGUUUGGUGAUAAGUAUCAGGGUGACAUCAAAUUGAACGAAGCUCAGAAAAUCAUUUUUGGGAACAAUCAUUCAAUAAGUCAAAGUGAAAUAAGAACUGGUUGGACAUGGGAAGGAUUUCGGUGGCCAACUAAUGCUAAUGGUUUAGUGAUAGUUCCAUACACAAUCAGCUAUACACAAGGGUUUUCACAACGAGAAAUUGAAACGAUAGAAAAAGAGCUAACGAUCAUUGAGCACGCAACCUGCAUUCGUUUCGUCCAUCGAACAACAGAAGACGAUUACGUUGACAUUAUUGAUGGUAAUGGUUGUUGGUCGUGGUUAGGAAGAGUGGGAGGGCGACAGGAACUGUCUUUGGAUAGAGCCGGGUGUGUAGAACAAGGUAUUCCAAUUCAUGAAAUGAUACAUGCUCUAGGCUACGACCAUAUGCACAAUCAUAUUGAUCGAGACGAUUACGUGACAAUUCAUUGGGAAAAUAUUUUGUCGGAUUUCUACGCAAACUUUGACAAAGUUGAUCCGCAAUGGUUCGACAACUUUGGCACACCGUACGAUCUAAUGUCAGUGAUGCACUAUCCAAAAUGGGCGUUUUCCUAUAACGGCGAAGAUGUGAUCGUGCCACAUAAUGCAUACUACACCGAGAAAAUUGGUUCGCCGUAUUUGAGCGAAAAUGAUGCCUUACGAUUAAAUCGAAUGUACAAUUGUCAUAAGAACUAACUGAUGGAAAUAGAAAUUGCUUUGAAUUCAGG